AUGGAUGCUGCCCUUCGUUGGUUGGAUGAUGACACCGCUGUUCGAUCAUGGCUGAAUUGCUGUGAACGCAAUCUACCUGAAUUGCUGAAAUCUGGUGGUGGUUUCGCAAAAAUCCGUGGUUUCUUGCCGGAGAAUGUUGCAGAGGCCGUUUGCACGUCCUUGCGCGGCCUGCGUAGCUGGGAACGAGCUGGCGAGGGUGGCUGUGACGAUCUCGAGUACAAAGAUCGUGUGCAGCACCGUUUCUGGAUAGCAGAUGUGGAAGAAGACGAGAUUCUUCUCGGUGCUGCACGCGUUUUGGCAAGGCUUCUUCCAGACACUUUGCCAAACUUCUCUGCUGCACGUUACGACGGCGAGGAUCACAUUGCUGCACAUGAUGAUCUUGUCCCUGAAGCUUACACUACUGAGGAGGUCAGCCAGGUGCGACAGGCCUUCGGAGACCGCAGUUUGCAAAGCGCAGUUGAAGCGUGGAAGAACUGGAAAGAUUCCGAUAGGCAACAUGCCUCACAGUUGGAGGCAGCCUUGCAAAGUGAAGACCUGGCGGCAGUUCGUCAAGCAGUGGCAGCAGGAGCGAAGGCUUCAGAAUCGGUGCCAUAUCGGCGAUGGGUGGCAGCUGCUUACUACUUGAACAAGGACUGGGAGCCAUCCUUCGGCGGCCGGUUUACAGAUCUCUCGAACCCGAGCAUGCCUUCUCACCACGUGCCAGAAUUCAAUACGCUUGUGGUCUUCGAAGUUCCGCGACUCCAUAGUGUGGAAGCCGUACAUGGCGCCCGUGCUCGAUACUCAUUGUUCGGCUGGUGGCUCCUUGAAGACGCAUCGAGGAGGAGGAGGACCAAGCGGAAACUGGUCUCUAGUUCCAGCCGUCCAAGAAAGACGAAGACAGCUUCUCUGAGACCGGCUGCCUCCUGA
This is a messenger RNA of Symbiodinium sp. CCMP2592, 906 nucleotides long. Lineage: Eukaryota; Dinophyceae; Suessiales; Symbiodiniaceae. The record is from the annotation of a GenBank genome assembly.